AUGACUGAACAAAUUCGCACGUUAGUCUUAACCGAAGGUGAAGAUAAGAGCGAAGAACUUUAUCGGCUAAAGAAAGGUUGGACGCUCCAACUGAAAAUUGCAUAUAAUCUAUCAUGGAGAAAAGUUCGAAUAUUCACUAAUGCUUGCCUGAACGAAGCUGAUCCAUUUGUACGUUCAAAUUAUCACGAAUUAAAAUGGGUUUAUCCAUCAUCUGGUAAAUAUGACGACUCAGAUCGAUAUGUCUUUCUUUCAUGCUGCAAAGCUGGUACAUUUCAUUACUAUUUUACCCUUGAUGGAUCAACAAAUAUCCAAAAUACGAACGGACAAGGUUAUUUUCAAGUUGAACCUGAACUAGUUAUUCCCGAUGGUAGCGGCGAAAUAUUAGAUCAAGAUUGCAUUACAUGUCAAUCAAUUCUGUCGAAAUCCUUGGGUCCGGUAUCUGACUGGCUCGCACGACUCGAAGUCGCAUAUCAUUCCGGUUAUAAUAUGAUACAUUUCACACCAAUUCAAUUACUUUAUCAUGUAUCGAAUUCAUCGUAUGCUGUGACAGAUCAUCAUAAAUUGAAUCCAUUGUUUCAAGGUACGUAUGAACAGAUCAAAGAAGUCAUUGACCACAUGGCAAAGAAAUGGAAGAUCUUAUCUGUCACCGAUCUUGUCUACAAUCAUGCAGCAAAUGAUUGCGCAUUACUACGUGAUCAUCCAGAAGCUGCAUAUAAUUUAAUUAAUUCGCCGCAUUUAAAACCAGCUGCAUUGCUUGAUUCGAUCUUCAUGCAUUUUACUCGUGACGCGGGCGCAGGUAAUCUUCAAUCAAGAGGUAUUCCAGCUGAAAUUAAAGAACAUCAUUUACAAUUGAUUCGUCAUUAUUUCCUCGAUGAACAAUUUCCGAAAUAUCGCUUCUGGGAAUUUUACAUAUGUGAUACAAAUACUAUCACCGAAACCUUUCGUCAACGAUUGAUGAAAUUAAAUCAAUGUCCUCAAGAUCGUCAAUGCCACGAUGAACUUCUGCUGCAAAUUCAACACGGAAAGUACGAGCGAAUGAAGAGCACAGUUGACCUUGACCUAGCUGAAAAACAAUUUUUCUAUCAACGACAGCCCAAUCGAACUAAAGAUGAUUAUAUCAACGAUGCAUGUGAUGCUCUGCGUGAUCGACUUCAUUUUCUCAAUCAUCUCAAAUGCGAAAAAUUAAACGAACAUCUAAAUCGAGCAGUUGACAAUUGCCUAGCAUCAUGUCGUUAUCAUUUCUUUUCAUUUGACGGACCAAAUUUCAAAAAAUUGUCUUUGCCAUCAUCACCAUUCGUUGGAAACUACUUUCAUUAUCCAAACGACGAAUUCAAACAUCCCGACGAGAUUGAUCAAUUAAUUCAUAAUGAUACCAAUUAUCAAUCCUAUGUCAUGGCACAUAAUGGUUGGGUAAUGAAUGAUGAUCCACUUCGAUGUUUUGCGGAUGAAGGACAAGAUGUUUACUUACGUCGAGAUCUUCUCCAAUGGUCCGAUAUAAUUAAACUUCGAUUUGGUACGAAACGCGAAGAUUGUCCGGCAUUGUAUGACUACAUGAAAGAAUAUACACGAUUAGUAGCAACGACAUUUCACGGUUGUCGUCUCGAUAAUUGUCAUUCGACACCAUUGUGGUUGGCUCAAGAAAUGAUGGACUAUGCAAGAGAAAUUAAUCCAAAUUUUUAUAUCAACGCCGAACUAUUCACGGGAAAUAUCAAAAUGGACACUCAAUUUAUAAAUCAAAUCGGAAUCAAUUCGUUGGUCAGAGAAUCUUAUCGAGCAUUUGAUCCAUAUGAAUUAGGUCAAAUAACAUCAUCGGUUAGCGAAGGUGAUCCAAUAGGUUCAUUUAUUCAACCAGAUAGACGUUUAUUGGAAAAAGUGAAGCCAUAUUCUUGGUUUUAUGAUCAAACACAUGAUAAUCCAUGUCAAUUAGAGAGACGAUCUGUUGAAGAUGUUCUUCCACGCUCGGCUAUUGUUGCCAUGGCAAACUGUUCGACAGGGUCAAAUCGUGGCUACGAUGAACUAGUUCCACAUCAUAUUGAUGUCGUACAUGAAACGAGACUCUAUCCAAAAUGGGGCAUAAGUGAUCAAGAUACGAAUGUCAAGACGGGCAUGGUGACAUUGAAAAAAGCUUUAAAUAAAUUACACGCUCAAUUAGCAAAAGAAGGUUAUACUCAGCUAUUAAUUGAUCAGUUGUCUACGUCGGUACUGUUAAUGACACGUCAUAACCCAUUGAAUCAUAAGUCAGUAUUACUAGUCGCAUAUACAUCUUUCUUUCAACCAACUGAUCGAUGGGAUCGUAUCAGUCCAUUGUCACUUCAAGGCGUCAUUGACGAAGUUAUUGUUGAAGGUUCAUUAAGUCAUCCACAAGAUAAAGAGCCAACCAGAGAAUUCCAAAGAGCUAAAGAAUAUAUCAAUGGAUUACGACAAACGAAGAUGACGAUUAAUGAAAAUCUGCCGAUUGAAAAAAGUGAAUUUCUUCGCUUGACAUCACCAAAUACUCGCGAUUACAAUGGUUUUCGAACAAUUGAAUUUACUGAUAAAUUUCGCCCUGGCUCGAUUGUUGCUUUUCAAGUCUCACUUCUUCCACAAAUUCAUCAAGCAGUCAUUGACAUCGAUCAAAUAAUUAGUCAAUUCUCGAAUCCAACAAGUCAAUUUAGUCGAAUUAUUAAAGAUUUAACGCUAGGCGAUCUUGAACGUGUACUCUACCGUUCGUCUGUCGAAGAACAGUCCGAUGGCAAAGGUAUCGACGUGUACAAUAUACCUGAUUACGGAAGACUUGUUUAUUGUGGUCUACAUGGGCUCAUGCCUGUCUUAGAAAAGGUUCGUAAUGCAAACGAGCUUAGACAUCCACUAGUUACUAAUUUGAAACAAGGAAAUUGGCUAAUGGAAUAUACAGCGAAUCGAUUGAAACUUUAUCCGACUACAAAACAGCUGGGCGAUUGGUUUGAAAAUGCAUUUAAUCUCGUUGGAACAUUGUCGCGACUGAUGGUGCCGAGUUACUUUGAUUUAAUCAUACGCAAUUCGUAUGAAAAGUUAAUUGAACAUAGCAUCUCAUUGCAAAGUCAAUUUAUUCGCGCGUCGUCAACGUUCAUCCAUGACUUGUCUCAAUCAAACAUCCAACUAACGAGUGUUGUAAGAAAUGCACGUUUACCAUUAUUGUCACCGAAUUUACGCGAACCCCGACCAAACGAAGAAGUUGAUGAACAUACAUUGGAACGUGUUCAGCAAUGUCCAUCAUUAGCUGCUGGAUUUCCACAUUUCGGCGCGGGUAUAUGGAGAAAUUGGGGUCGAGAUACAUUUAUAUCCUUACGUGGUCUUCUUCUUCUAACCGGUCGAUUUGAAGAAGCGCGCUAUUUGAUUCUAUCCUACGGUGGAUGCCUUCGCCAUGGCCUGAUCCCAAACCUGUUAGGCGAUGGAAAGAUUGCGCGUUAUAAUGCACGCGAUGCUGUCUGGUGGUGGUUAUACUCGAUAUCAAGCUAUGUACGUACCGUACCGGAUGGACAUGAGAUUCUCUCGGACAAAGUUUCGCGUUUAUAUCCAACAAAUGACAGUCCAAUUCAACCAGCUGGUGCGCAUGAUCAAGCGUUAUAUGAUGUUAUUCAAGAGGUUCUACUUCGUCACGUUCAGUCAUUAACAUACCGCGAACGUGGCGCAGGACAUUCGUUGGAUAUGGAUAUGAAAGAUGAAGGUUUUAAUAACCGAAUUAGUAUUGAUUUGAAGACGGGAUUUGUCGAAGGUGGAAAUAAAUGGAAUUGUGGAACAUGGAUGGAUAAAAUGGGUUCGAGUGAUCGAGCAGAAAAUAAGGGGCAUCCAGCAACACCACGUGACGGUUCAGCUGUUGAAUUGGUUGGUUUAUGUCGAGCAACAGUUGCAUGGCUUGUAGAGAUGAACAAAGAAGGACAUUAUCCAUACGAUUCCGUCGAAACAUCAACAGGUUCGGGUGGAAAGAUGAAAUUACUUUUUACCGAUUGGACAAGUAAAAUUGAUGAAAAUUUCGAAAAAGAAUUUUGGAUCGAUCAAACCAAUUCAUCACAAUACGCCAAUCGACGAGAUAUUUAUAAAGACACAGUUAAUUCAUCAUUUGGUUGGUCAGACUUUCAACUACGUCCAAACUUUCUUGUAGCUGCUGUUGUGGCACCUGAAAUGUUCGACAAAACACAUAUUUGGUUGGCAUUAAAACAAGUCGAAACAAUACUCUUAGGACCAUAUGGCGUCAAAACACUCGAUCCCAGUGAUUUCAAUUAUGUCGGUGAUUACGUUAAUGAUGAUGAUUCCUAUGAUUUCAAACGAGCUCGUGGAUUCAAUUAUCAUAACGGUCCAGAAUGGCUAUGGUUAACCGGUUAUUACAUUCGUGCUAAAAUCUAUUGGUCAAAACAACAAGAUGAUCCUGUAGUUGUUAAACAGACUAUCAAACAUCUCAGAAAACUAUUAGUAUCUCACAUGGAGCUGUUAUCUUCCAAUGAUUGGAAAGGUUUACCUGAAUUGACAAAUGCUGAAGGACGACCAUGUCCUUAUUCAUGUAAUGUUCAAGCAUGGUCAGCGGCGACACUUAUCGAAGCUUUUUAUGAUUUAACACGAUCGUAG
This is a messenger RNA of Adineta ricciae, 4581 nucleotides long. NCBI's taxonomy places the organism in Eukaryota, Metazoa, Rotifera, Eurotatoria, Adinetida, Adinetidae. The record is from the annotation of a GenBank genome assembly.